AACCAAACCUCCUCCUCCUCCUCUUCUUCUCCCCUAUAAAAUCAGCUUUCCUCUCCACACUCCAAUGCACCACUCUCCACAAUUACAGUAAUGGAGAAAUCCCAAAUCAGAGUUUGCGUCACGGGAGGCUCUGGCUUCAUCGGCUCCUCCCUCGUCAAGAAACUGCUGGAAAAGGGCUACACCGUCCACGCCACCCUCCGCAAUCUCGAGGACAAGGCGAAAGUGGGUCUCCUGACUUCCCUCCAUAACGCCGAGACCAAUUUGGUCCUCUUCGAAGCCGACAUCUACAACCCAGAUCAGUUCCAAGCCGCCAUUAAUGGCUGCGAAUUCGUUUUCCAAGUCGCUUACCCUCUCCAACACAACCAGAACAGCUCCACGGUCUGUCUGUAAAACUAUUUCAUCUGGGUACUCUGUUUUUACAUCUGGGUACUCUGUUUUUUUUUUUCCCUCCUUCCCUUCCCCCCUUUCCGAAAUUGACAAAGAAACAAAAAAACCCCUGCAGUACAAGGACAGGAUGGAAGCCAUGGCUGCCGGGUCGAAGAGCAUAGCGGAAAGCUGCAUCAAAUCUGGAACCGUGAAGCGGCUGAUAUACACGGCCUCUGUCAUGGCGGCGUCGCCCCUGUUUCAGGACGGAGUCGGUUACGGUGACGCCAUUGAUGAGUCAUGUUGGACACCUCUCAACGUCUCUUUCAAAUACUGCGAUACUUUCACCUUGGAAUACACGAGGGGAAAGACUGUGGCGGAGAAAGAAGUGCUGAAGUACAACGACGCCGCCGCCGGCGGGAAGCUGGAAGUGGUGAGCCUGGUGACGGGACUGGUCGGAGGUGACACGAUUCUCUCGCACGUGCCGACGAGCGUGGAGGUGAUCGUCUCUCCGGCGACCGGGAACUUGUUCGGCUACAACCACGGGCUGAUGCUGAUACAGGAGUUGUUGGGAUCGGUGCCGCUCGUCCACGUGGAAGACGCCUGUGAAGCGCUGGUUUUCUGCGUGGAGGGUGAGAAGACGGCGUCGCUUAAGGGCAGGUUUCUGUGCGCAGCUGGCAGCCUGAGCGUCAGGGAAAUCGCCACGUGUAUCCGGGGCCGCCAUCCGGAGUGCCACGUGGAUGCCACGAUGAUGGGUGAAGAUGGGAAAGGAAUCAAGCUGGACAAUUCGAAGCUCGUGGAGAUGGGGUUUAGGUACAAGUACGAUGCAAAGGGUGUUAUCGAGGAGAGCUUGGAGUGUGCCAAACGCCUUGGGUGCUCUUCCUGACCUAGCUCGUUAGAGAGCUUUUUCUCGACGACUGUUGCUGGAGUUCAGUCGCUCGUGUAUUUUAAAAAAUUUCUCGGGGAAUUCGAAAAUUAGAAUGGUUGUUCACAGUGAGUCUGGUUUAAUGAUGAUCGUUAGUUGUUAAUUACUAAGAAUCAGUUGUCGUGGUUUAGAUCGCACAAUAACUAGCUUUGUGAUUGAUAGGCUUGAGUUGAGCAUGUGUUUCAAGGAGAGUGACCAAUUAUCUUGUUUGUGUAGGUCACAUUUAAGAUUUGAGUGAAUAGUAUUUGAUGCUUCAUGUGAUGUGUUGGGUUAUCAGCUGUACAAUGAUAAAAUUUGAGGUUGAAACCAUCAGAGUUAUUUACUGAAGGUCGCGAAAGCUUUAUUUACUGAAGGUCGCGAAAAGCUUUAAAAGGAUCUAAUUGUCAGAAAAACAGUAAGAGUUAUAGGAUUAUUAAAUUGGUGUGUUGUGAUCAAUUCAUAUAUUAUAUUAUACAUGUAUUGCUCUAUUUGAUGUAUUGUAGAUUAGAGUGUUCAGUAUAUGUGUUUGUGUUUUCAAUAGGUAAAAAAAGAAAUC
Messenger RNA from Linum tenue, 1823 nucleotides. NCBI's taxonomy places the organism in Eukaryota, Viridiplantae, Streptophyta, Magnoliopsida, Malpighiales, Linaceae. The record is from the annotation of a GenBank genome assembly.